AUGCUCCCGCCGUCAACUACCCGUCAGCCGGCUAUUCCGGGCCGGCCGGAGCAAUCGGAGGAGUACGCAUGGGUUCCAGGUCUAAUCGAUGCGGCGACGAUCGAAAAACUCGAGCGCGUGGGGAUGGCAUGGGGCCCUCUGACCGGCCUUCCCUGGGGAGCUCCCAUCCCUCUGCUUCUCCUCACAGCCUUCUGCACCACUCUGCACCGAUACAACCCCAGGCGGAGGGAUUUCCCCGUGGGAGUGUCGUUCGAGUGGUACAUCUUGCAGGCGGAAGAUGCGGACGAUGAGCCGCCACCGGCGGAAGCGCACAAGGGCGGGGGAGGAGGGGGAGGCGGGGGAAAGGGGCACGGGGACGGGGGCGCAGGCGGGCACCGCCAGUCACUUUUCUCCGAUAGUGAGUACUCCGAUUCCGAGUUCGAGUCGUCGCGCCAGGCCACGCGGCUGUCCGCGAUAGGUGGCGGAGGAGGAGGAGCUCCAUCGGGAGGAGCGCUAGGAGCGGCGGCGCGCGCGGCGUACCAGUCAUCUGCAGGUCCUGGCGGGGGCGUGGGGGGAGGCAAGGGCGGAGCCAUCCCGCAGGGAAUGCGGCCAGCCGGACUAGCCACAGGUCUCCUAUCCACCAUGGUCAGCGCAAUGGCAGGGGGAGGGGCGAAACCCAUAGCAGCAGGAGCAGGUGCGGGAGCAGCUUCCGCGAAGCCCGCAGGGAGCGGGCUGCUGCGGCUGUGGCAGGGGGGGAAGCUGUACGACGCGCCGCCGUCGGGGCAGGAUCUUAGGGUUAGCUGGCGCGCUAACGGGCUGUUUCACGACACUAUAUCGGACGCGAUGAGCUCUAUAACGAGUUUCUCCGCCGUGGGAGAGGAGGACGAGGAUCAAUUACUCGUGGUGAACGUGGAAAUGGAUAAUCUGCCCGCGCGCGCCCCGCAUGCGGACAACCUACUCCCCCCUUCCGCACUCCCCCCUGCUGCUGCGCCACCAGGCGCAGUUCCGCGGCAGGGCAGUCUGGGGGCGGCGGGGCUGCCGUCUAUGGGGCUAGCGAAGCAGCACAGUCUCAGAUCGGACCCGGGAACCGUCGCAGGGGCGGGCACAUCCGGGGUGGGUGUAUCUGGGGGAGGUGUAUCCGGGGUAGGUGCAUCUGGGGCGGGGCGUUCUGACAGAGACGUGACUCUACUGGAGAUGCUGGCCCACGUGGGAUCGCGGCUGUUUGAAGCCGUGGGGAGCGCGGAGGAAGGGGGAGGCGCAUCCGGGGUAGGUCACAGCGGUGGGUUGGAUAACCCUACAAGAGACCACAGCGGGAGUUUGGCACGGUCGUUAGGUGGGGGGCCGGGGGAGGGGCGGAGUGUGCGGGCGGGGGGAAGGGGCGUGUCCGGGGAUGGCAUGUCUGAUGUGGAUAGGGAGAGUGUGGGGAGGGGAACGGCUAGAUCUGCGUCAACAGCCCGGAGCAGGGUGGCUGCUGCAAGUGCAGCUGCGGUAGCCAAAGGGUUUCCGGCUUUCUUCAAGUAUUUUGCGUAUGGGAUUGACAGGCAGACAAUUGAAGAGGAAGGGGAGGAUAUACCAUCGUGUGGGCUUGCCGGGUUGUUUGUCCCUGGGUCGAAAAAGAAAGCGGUGCUGAUUCGGUGGCGGUACGACGUGUCUAAGUACGAUGAAUCUACUGUUGCUCGGCUGAGCGCGAAUUUUUGUUUUUUGGUGGAGCGGAUUGCAUCUCUGCCGUCAAUCGAGGCGCUGCCGAUCUAUUACCUGCCCGUGCUGACCGACGCGGAAAGGGAGCAGCUAGAGGACAAGUUUUCCGGGCGGCUGGUGCCGCACGCGUUUUGGCAUGAGGAGGAAGAAGGGAGGAAGCUUCUGCUGGAUGUUGGGGGGUAUAGGGAUGGGAGGGGGGUGGGGAGAGGCGGCAGGGAUAAGUUGAGGGAGAAGGAUAGGCUGAGGAGGAAGAAGAAGCAAGAGGAGGGGAAGGGAGAGGGUGUGGAAGGUGCUGCUGCUACAGGUGCUGCUGCUACAGGUGCUGCUGCUACAGGUGCUGCUGCUACAGGUGCUGCUGCUACAGGUGCUGCUGCUACAGGUGCUGCUGCUACAGGUGCUGCUGCUACAGGUGCUGCUGCUACAGGUGCUGCUGCUACAGGUGCUGCUGCUACAGGUGCUGCUGCUACAGGUGCUGCUGCUACAGGUGCUGCUGCUACAGGUGCUGCUGCUACAGGUGCUGCUGCUACAGGUGCUGCUGCUACAGGUGCUGCUGCUACAGGUGCUGCUGCUACAGAUGCUGCUGCUACAGGUGCUGCUGCUACAGAUGCUGCUGCUACAGGUGCUGCUGCUACAGAUGCUGCUGCUACAGGUGCUGCUGCUACAGAUGCUGCUGCUACAGGUGCUGCUGCUACAGAUGCUGCUGCUACAGGUGCUGCUGCUACAGAUGCUGCUGCUACAGGUGCUGCUGCUACAGAUGCUGCUGCUACAGGUGCUGCUGCUACAGGUGCUGCUGCUACAGGUGCUGCUGCUACAGGUGCUGCUGCUACAGAUGCUGCUGCUACAGGUGCUGCUGCUACAGAUGCUGCUGCUACAGGUGCUGCUGCUACAGAUGCUGCUGCUACAGGUGCUGCUGCUACAGAUGCUGCUGCUACAGGUGCUGCUGCUACAGGUGCUGCUGCUACAGAUGCUGCUGCUACAGGUGCUGCUGCUACAGAUGCUGCUGCUACAGGUGCUGCUGCUACAGGUGCUGCUGCUACAGGUGCUGCUGCUACAGGUGCUGCUGCUACAGGUGCUGCUGCUACAGGUGCUGCUGCUACAGGUGCUGCUGCUACAGGUGCUGCUGCUACAGGUGCUGCUGCUACAGGUGCUGCUGCUACAGGUGCUGCUGCUACAGGUGCUGCUGCUACAGGUGCUGCUGCUACAGGUGCUGCUGCUACAGGUGCUGCUGCUACAGGUGCUGCUGCUACAGGUGCUGCUGCUACAGGUGCUGCUGCUACAGGUGCUGCUGCUACAGGUGCUGCUGCUACAGGUGCUGCUGCUACAGGUGCUGCUGCUACAGGUGCUGCUGCUACAGGUGCUGCUGCUACAGGUGCUGCUGCUACAGGUGCUGCUGCUACAGGUGCUGCUGCUACAGGUGCUGCUGCUACAGGUGCUGCUGCUACAGGUGCUGCUGCUACAGGUGCUGCUGCUACAGGUGCUGCUGCUACAGGUGCUGCUGCUAAAGGUGCUGCUGCUACAGGUGCUGCUGCUACAGGUGCUGCUGCUACAGGUGCUGCUGCUACAGGUGCUGCUGCUAACAGUGCUGCUGCUACAGGUGCUGCUGCUACAGGUGCUGCUGCUACAGGUGCUGCUGCUACAGGUGCUGCUGCUACAGGUGCUGCUGCUACAGGUGCUGCUGCUACAGGUGCUGCUGCUACAGGUGCUGCUGCUACAGGUGCUGCUGCUACAGGUGCUGCUGCUACAGGUGCUGCUGCUACAGGUGCUGCUGCUACAGGUGCUGCUGCUACAGGUGCUGCUGCUACAGGUGCUGCUGCUACAGGUGCUGCUGCUACAGGUGCUGCUGCUACAGGUGCUGCUGCUACAGGUGCUGCUGCUACAGGUGCUGCUGCUACAGGUGCUGCUGCUACAGGUGCUGCUGCUACAGGUGCUGCUGCUACAGGUGCUGCUGCUACAGGUGCUGCUGCUACAGGUGCUGCUGCUACAGGUGCUGCUGCUACAGGUGCUGCUGCUACAGGUGCUGCUGCUACAGGUGCUGCUGCUACAGGUGCUGCUGCUACAGGUGCUGCUGCUACAGGUGCUGCUGCUACAGGUGCUGCUGCUACAGGUGCUGCUGCUACAGGUGCUGCUGCUACAGGUGCUGCUGCUACAGGUGCUGCUGCUACAGGUGCUGCUGCUACAGGUGCUGCUGCUACAGGUGCUGCUGCUACAGGUGCUGCUGCUACAGGUGCUGCUGCUACAGGUGCUGCUGCUACAGGUGCUGCUGCUACAGGUGCUGCUGCUACAGGUGCUGCUGCUACAGGUGCUGCUGCUACAGGUGCUGCUGCUACAGGUGCUGCUGCUACAGGUGCUGCUGCUACAGAAGGUGCUGCUGCUACAGGUGCUGCUGCUACAGGUGCUGCUGCUACAGGUGCUGCUGCUACAGGUGCUGCUGCUACAGGUGCUGCUGCUACAGGUGCUGCUGCUACAGGUGCUGCUGCUACAGGUGCUGCUGCUACAGGUGCUGCUGCUACAGGUGCUGCUGCUACAGGUGCUGCUGCUACAGGUGCUGCUGCUACAGGUGCUGCUGCUACAGGUGCUGCUGCUACAGGUGCUGCUGCUACAGGUGCUGCUGCUACAGGUGCUGCUGCUACAGGUGCUGCUGCUACAGGUGCUGCUGCUACAGGUGCUGCUGCUACAGGUGCUGCUGCUACAGGUGCUGCUGCUACAGGUGCUGCUGCUACAGGUGCUGCUGCUACAGGUGCUGCUGCUACAGGUGCUGCUGCUACAGGUGCUGCUGCUACAGGUGCUGCUGCUACAGGUGCUGCUGCUACAGGUGCUGCUGCUACAGGUGCUGCUGCUACAGGUGCUGCUGCUACAGGUGCUGCUGCUACAGGUGCUGCUGCUACAGGUGCUGCUGCUACAGGUGCUGCUGCUACAGGUGCUGCUGCUACAGGUGCUGCUGCUACAGGUGCUGCUGCUACAGGUGCUGCUGCUACAGGUGCUGCUGCUACAGGUGCUGCUGCUACAGGUGCUGCUGCUACAGGUGCUGCUGCUACAGGUGCUGCUGCUACAGGUGCUGCUGCUACAGGUGCUGCUGCUACAGGUGCUGCUGCUACAGGUGCUGCUGCUACAGGUGCUGCUGCUACAGGUGCUGCUGCUACAGGUGCUGCUGCUACAGGUGCUGCUGCUACAGGUGCUGCUGCUACAGGUGCUGCUGCUACAGGUGCUGCUGCUACAGGUGCUGCUGCUACAGGUGCUGCUGCUACAGGUGCUGCUGCUACAGGUGCUGCUGCUACAGGUGCUGCUGCUACAGGUGCUGCUGCUACAGGUGCUGCUGCUACAGGUGCUGCUGCUACAGGUGCUGCUGCUACAGGUGCUGCUGCUACAGGUGCUGCUGCUACAGGUGCUGCUGCUACAGGUGCUGCUGCUACAGGUGCUGCUGCUACAGGUGCUGCUGCUACAGGUGCUGCUGCUACAGGUGCUGCUGCUACAGGUGCUGCUGCUACAGGUGCUGCUGCUACAGGUGCUGCUGCUACAGGUGCUGCUGCUACAGGUGCUGCUGCUACAGGUGCUGCUGCUACAGGUGCUGCUGCUACAGGUGCUGCUGCUACAGGUGCUGCUGCUACAGGUGCUGCUGCUACAGGUGCUGCUGCUACAGGUGCUGCUGCUACAGGUGCUGCUGCUACAGGUGCUGCUGCUACAGGUGCUGCUGCUACAGGUGCUGCUGCUACAGGUGCUGCUGCUACAGGUGCUGCUGCUACAGGUGCUGCUGCUACAGGUGCUGCUGCUACAGGUGCUGCUGCUACAGGUGCUGCUGCUACAGGUGCUGCUGCUACAGGUGCUGCUGCUACAGGUGCUGCUGCUACAGGUGCUGCUGCUACAGGUGCUGCUGCUACAGGUGCUGCUGCUACAGGUGCUGCUGCUACAGGUGCUGCUGCUACAGGUGCUGCUGCUACAGGUGCUGCUGCUACAGGUGCUGCUGCUACAGGUGCUGCUGCUACAGGUGCUGCUGCUACAGGUGCUGCUGCUACAGGUGCUGCUGCUACAGGUGCUGCUGCUACAGGUGCUGCUGCUACAGGUGCUGCUGCUACAGGUGCUGCUGCUACAGGUGCUGCUGCUACAGGUGCUGCUGCUACAGGUGCUGCUGCUACAGGUGCUGCUGCUACAGGUGCUGCCACUACAGAUGCUGCUGCUACAGGUGCUGCUGCUACAGGUGCUGCUGCUACAGGUGCUGCCACUACAGGUGCUGCUGCUACAGAUGCUGCCACUACAGGUGCUGCCACUACAGAUGCUGCCACUACAGAUGCUGCCACUACAGAUGCUGCUGCUACAGGUGCUGCUGCUACAGGUGCUGCUGCUACAGGUGCUGCCACUACAGAUGCUGCUGCUACAGGUGCUGCCACUACAGAUGCUGCUGCUACAGGUGCUGCUGCUACAGGUGCUGCUGCUACAGGUGCUGCUGCUACAGGUGCUGCUGCUACAGGUGCUGCUGCUACAGGUGCUGCUGCUACAGGUGCUGCUGCUACAGGUGCUGCUGCUACAGGUGCUGCUGCUACAGGUGCUGCUGCUACAGGUGCUGCUGCUACAGGUGCUGCCACUACAGAUGCUGCUGCUACAGGUGCUGCCACUACAGAUGCUGCUGCUACAGGUGCUGCCACUACAGAUGCUGCUGCUACAGGUGCUGCCACUACAGAUGCUGCUGCUACAGGUGCUGCCACUACAGAUGCUGCUGCUACAGGUGCUGCUGCUACAGAUGCUGCUGCUACAGGUGCUGCUGCUACAGAUGCUGCUGCUACAGGUGCUGCUGCUACAGGUGCUGCUGCUACAGGUGCUGCUGCUACAGGUGCUGCUGCUACAGGUGCUGCUGCUACAGGUGCUGCUGCUACAGGUGCUGCUGCUACAGGUGCUGCUGCUACAGGUGCUGCUGCUACAGGUGCUGCUGCUACAGGUGCUGCUGCUACAGGUGCUGCUGCUACAGGUGCUGCUGCUACAGAUGCUGCUGCUACAGGUGCUGCUGCUACAGAUGCUGCUGCUACAGGUGCUGCUGCUACAGAUGCUGCUGCUACAGAUGCUGCUGCUACAGGUGCUGCUGCUACAGGUGCUGCUGCUACAGGUGCUGCUGCUACAGGUGCUGCUGCUACAGGUGCUGCUGCUACAGAUGCUGCUGCUACAGGUGCUGCUGCUACAGGUGCUGCUGCUACAGGUGCUGCUGCUACAGGUGCUGCUGCUACAGAUGCUGCUGCUACAGAUGCUGCUGCUACAGGUGCUGCUGCUACAGGUGCUGCUGCUACAGGUGCUGCUGCUACAGGUGCUGCUGCUACAGGUGCUGCUGCUACAGGUGCUGCUGCUACAGAUGCUGCUGCUACAGGUGCUGCUGCUACAGGUGCUGCUGCUACAGGUGCUGCUGCUACAGGUGCUGCUGCUACAGGUGCUGCUGCUACAGGUGCUGCUGCUACAGGUGCUGCUGCUACAGGUGCUGCUGCUACAGGUGCUGCUGCUACAGGUGCUGCUGCUACAGGUGCUGCUGCUACAGGUGCUGCUGCUACAGAUGCUGCUGCUACAGAUGCUGCUGCUACAGAUGCUGCUGCUACAGAUGCUGCUGCUACAGGUGCUGCUGCUACAGGUGCUGCUGCUACAGGUGCUGCUGCUACAGGUGCUGCUGCUACAGGUGCUGCUGCUACAGGUGCUGCUGCUACAGGUGCUGCUGCUACAGGUGCUGCUGCUACAGGUGCUGCUGCUACAGGUGCUGCUGCUACAGGUGCUGCUGCUACAGGUGCUGCUGCUACAGGUGCUGCUGCUACAGAUGCUGCUGCUACAGAUGCUGCUGCUACAGGUGCUGCUGCUACAGAUGCUGCUGCUACAGGUGCUGCUGCUACAGAUGCUGCUGCUACAGGUUCUGCUGCUAGAGGUUCUGCUGCUACAGAUGCUGCUGCUACAGAUGCUGCUGCUACAGGUGCUGCUGCUACAGGUGCUGCUGCUACAGGUGCUGCUGCUACAGGUGCUGCUGCUACAGGUGCUGCUGCUACAGAUGCUGCUGCUACAGGUGCUGCUGCUACAGCCCUCUAG
Molecule: messenger RNA, 7722 nt
Organism: Closterium sp. Naga37s-1
Lineage: Eukaryota; Viridiplantae; Streptophyta; Zygnematophyceae; Desmidiales; Closteriaceae
Source: the annotation of a GenBank genome assembly